Cryphonectria parasitica EP155 is the source of this 783-nucleotide messenger RNA. RefSeq lists its product as uncharacterized. Lineage: Eukaryota; Fungi; Ascomycota; Sordariomycetes; Diaporthales; Cryphonectriaceae. The annotation marks the transcript as partial. The record is from RefSeq and is a predicted model, not a curated record. The transcript is spliced from 3 exons.
UCAGUAAUAUGGGUUAUGGUAACCCUCGCAAUUGUGACGGUCGCAACCCGUUCGUACACGCAGCUCCGGAUCACGAAGCAGUUCGGCCUCAGCGACUGGCUCAUGCUCGUGUCCGUCAUCAUCAUCACGACCUUCGCAGCCCUAAUCUCCGUACAGUACCACUAUGGCUGGGGCCGGCACCAGGCCUGCAUCACAGACCUGCAGAAACUCGAGACGCAGAUCAAGUUCAAUAUUGUCGGACAGUCCUUUGGCAUCAUGGGCAGCACCUUUGGCCGCAUGAGCUUUAUCGUCUUCAUGCUGGUCCUGUUUGGAAGCCAGCGCUGGGUCCGGUGGACGUUGUGGGUCAUGUUUGUCGCGCAAAUCAUCACCAACUUGGGAACGGUUAUCGCGAUUUAUGCCCAGUGCAAUGACCCCAGGGCUCUCUACAUUUUUACUCUGUCUGAUGCACAGUGCUGGCCCUCGUACUAUCUCGGUUGGGCACAUACAUCAUUCAAUGGGGCCUGUGAUCUUUUCCUCUCCAUCUUGCCAGCAGCUAUGGUGUGGAACCUCCACAUGGCAACAAGGUUGAAGAUCGGCGUGGCCAUCUUGCUUGGCAUGUCAGCGCUGGCUCUCGUUGGUCUUAUCAUGAAAUGCGUCUAUCUGAACGCUCUCUCCAACACGGGAGAUUACAGCUACAACACGGUGCCGAUGUUUACAUGGAUCGUCGUCGAAGGUACACUUGUUGCGAUGGCAGCCUCGGCGCCUUUCAUCAGGCCCCUAUUCAGACACACAUUUCCUUCCACU